CGGAAGUGUAACGUAAAAUCGACGAGUGAAGCAUGUGAUAACUCAAAAUGGGAAUUGUUAUGAUUAUCAUCACAGCUUUUCUCUGUUUGUUUAGUGUUGUGGGAUGUGGCACUCCAAGUUAUGAAGCAGACCCAGAAAGUAUUUUGAAAGUACACAUUGUUUUUAUGAAUCACCUUGAUGUUGGAUUCAAUGGAAUAGCUCCUGAACUUGGUUUCAUCAACAAUAUUUUAAACAAAUAUUUCCAAGUAUACUUUCCCCGGGCGAUCCAGCAGGCAAUGACACUAGAAGCCCUGGGUUUUAAGGAGAAACUGGUCUAUACAACUCACCCGUGGCUGGUCAGUCUGUACCUCGACUGUCCACCUAACCUCAAUCUGUCAGGCAUUGUAUUGCAGUGCCCAAACAAAACUUCCGUUGACAUUUUCAAGAAGGCAGUUGACCUGGGCAUCAUAACGUGGCAUGCUGGGCCAAUGAAUAUGAUGUUUGAGACUCUGAUGGAUGUGUCGAUGGUCGAGUUUGGACUUCAGAUGUCGGAGGACUUGGACAAGAUGUUUGGGAUUACAAGACAGCACAGAGUACUCAGUCAGAGGGACGUGCCUGGAAUGACACAGUCUUUGCUGCCUAUUUUUCAAAAGCAUGGUAUAGAGGCAAUAACGGUUGGCGUAAAUGGAGUGACUGCACCACCUGAAGUACCAAAGAUCUUCCGUUGGGUCUUCCAGAAUGUUAGUCUCAUUGGGAUGUGGCAUCCAGGCGGUUACCCUGAUGCACAAGGAAAGUGGCCAGUGAAACCAGGUGGAAUGUCUGUCAACGACUGCGUGACGUAUCCAGGACUCACAGACGCACUGUGUUUCGCCUUCAGAUCUGAUAACAAGGGACCACCAGAGUCGUACCAGGAAAUUCUGAUGUCUUAUGAAAUAGCCCGAAGUCAGUUUCCUAAUGCAAUUGUUCAGGCUUCCAACCUAGAAGAUUUUGCAGCUGCUGCCCAGAAGAUUAAGUCCCAACUGCCUGUCUUUAGCAAGGAAAUGGGAGAUACGUGGAUCCAGGGGAUGUCAUCUGACCCUCGCAAGGUGGCAGAGAUGAGAGCUUUCUUCAGGGAAAGAACAAAUUGUUUAAACGAGGGUUCCUGCAGUCUGUCAGAUCCACGCAUAUACAACUCUAGUCGGUUCCUGCUGAAGGUUGGAGAACACACAUGGGGUAUAAGUGGUGUUGAUGAUGAUGAAAACUGGACCAAUGACAAGUUCUAUCCACUGCUAUACAAGAAAAAACAAAAUUUUGUUAAUGGCAUUAAUUCGUGGCUAGAACAGCGAGAUUUCACAUACCUGGCCCUUGAUGCUCUUGGUAACCACCCACUUAGUGGACGUGUUCAGAAGGCGUGGAGGAAACUGAUGGCUCAGAUGCCCAGUCUUGAAGGUUAUGAACGAGUCAUUCAACAACAUCUCCAAAUAAAAUGUGGUUCGGGUUAUGUGUUUGAGUUCGCACGAGAUGGAUCUAUUGUCACACUAACAGAACCAAAGUCAAAGAUCCAGUGGGCAUCUGCUUCAAAUCCACUUGGACAGCUUGUUUACCAGACGUACAACCAGACAGACUUCGAUGCCUUUGAUAAGAAUAACGCCUACUCUAACAAGUUCUUUCUUGGAAUUGGUAAACCAAACCUGACCAAAAACGCUAAUGCUGAGAGCAAAAUCUGGAAUCCUGUUAUGAUUGGACUCUACCGAUACAAAGAUUCUAGUCAGUGUCGUUUUCUGGUGAAUACAGCGUUUCCAAGCGAAAGUUUUCAAAACUAUGGUGCUCCACCAGAUGUGUGGAUUACAUACAACAUAGAAGAGACACCAACAAUAUCAGGACUGUAUGCUGAGUUGCAGUGGUUUGGCAAGCGGCCCACCCGGAUGCCAGAGGCUUUACUCUUUGUAUUUAAACCUGUUGCACAGAAUGAUCACAGCUGGAGGAUGCAAAAGCUGGGCCAGUUUCUUGAUCCUCUCAAUGUUGUUCUAAAUGGAAGUCAAACACAGCAUGGAAUUGACCAAGGGGUUCAGUAUAUAAAUACCAAGUUGCAAGGGCUUGAGAUUAACUCCCCUGAUGUUGCCCUUGCAACAAUGAUGUCCCCUGAUAUAAAGUUGACAUCUAUACCAAUGAGACUAACACCCCUAACCUCAGUAUCCGGUGUUGCGUUCACCGUCUUCACCAAUGUGUGGGACGUGAACUUUGUGUUUUGGUAUCCCUAUAUAUUAGAGGAUAUGGAUCAGAAAUUCAGAUUUUAUAUUAAUUUUCUAGGAGUGUAAUCAUUUUAAGUUUGAAUUCUGUAAUUUGUAAAAAAAUAAUAAUAAAAAAUAAAAAUAAUGAAUUGGUGCAAAAUAUAUAUUCAUGUAUAGCUGUAUUUCAAAUACAAAUUGCAAACUCAUCCAGAUGUAAAAGUUAAAUUCAAUGCAACUUUGAUUCAGUUUGAAUACAUUUAAGAUCAUAGAGGGGAUGUUUUCCCAUAACAUACGGUUUCAAUUCCAAAGGGAUAAAUGAUGAUUAAAUCAUUGUGACUAUAAUUUUAUCUAUAUUUUAACCAUGACUAUUAAUCUGAGCCAUGAAUGUGAUGUAAAAUAUUACUGAAUCAUUUAUCUUUGAAUAAUACAAUGUAAUUGAAUGAAUGGAUGGAUAAAUGAACAAGCGAGUGAAUGUGCUGGGUGCCCACAAGUUCUAAGGAAAGUCAUAAUUUGGUAAAACACUUUGUAAUUAAAUUAUAACUUGUUGCUCACUUUCAGAUUUUCACAUUUUAAAAUUAAAUAUUUUAAUACAAUCUGUAAUGGAAUUAAACCAGAAAGCCAUAUUGGAAUAUAAUUUGUAGUGAUAAUUUUUAGCUUUUCAUAUUUUUAAUGAUUUUCUUUAUUUGUUAAUGAAAUUCAGGUUAUUCAGGCCUGGUGCUUAUAAACGUUUUAGGGUCUAGACUCAAGACUCUAAUAGAGUGAGACUUUUAUCAUCAUGGCAAAGCCAUACACACUGCAUGCGUGUGACGUCAUUUGAGAUAAAGAGUCUGGACUCUUAAACGUUUUAUAAGCACAGGCCCAGGUCCGACUUGUUUAGGUUUACAUGUAAGUACUUAACCUUUGUUGUCCAUAUGAUUAUGAAUUACUAUUUCAAUAGGUAUGUUAGGAAAUCGGGUAAAGUGCAAUGUGUGUGCAGGCAACAGCAUUUUGUUUAUUUAUGUCUCGGAUUGAAGCCAGAUCCCAAUAAAAUAUUUUUUUUUAGCUUUUCCUGCAUCUUUGAUUUGAAGUCCUGUUUCUGAGAAUAGAAGGUAGCUGAUUUAAAGAAAUAAUGCUACCAUUUAUUUAAGGGAAUUACGAUUCUGAAAAAGCCAUGGCAAAUAGUAGCCUCGGUAUCAAUUUUCAGUUCUGCAUCUCUUCUGGAACAUUACAUGGAUCUUCAGAAAUAUUAAUAUGUUAAUACAGUGAAACUCCUCCAAACCGGACACCCUCGGGGCCAAGUAAAACAUCCAGUUUUAGAGGUAUCCGGUUUAGAUAGGUUCUCUUCUGAACAUAUAUUUAAAACAUAUAUUUAAAAGAGGACCACAAAAAACAUCCGGUUUUGAGGUAAUAGAGAUUUCACUGGUUAAACAUGUUUACAAGAGUACAAAAAAGGGAUGUAGCACCCAAACUGUAGAGGAGCACAGCUUGAAAAUGGCUCCAACCUGGGAUUAUGCUCUUUGCUCUGGUCAAUUGCAUAGUUUUGUGCAUUAAAGAAAAGUCAUUAUUUCUUGACCGAAGACAAACAACUGCUUUGUGGCUUUGUUAAGUUGAACACUUGAAUCCCGGUCAUUACCUUUUAAGGUACUUUUUACCCCAUUGUUAGAGCACAUCGAUUUCCAUUGUUAUUUAAAGACUCGUGUGAUUUAUAAACAAGUUGAAUCAUAGAUGUGUUUAUAUAUUGUUUUUUAUAUUACAUAUGGUUUUAUGAAUGUGUUUACGAUUAUAUCUGAAUCAUGUUUUUAAUUUUGGUGGAUUUGUCACAUUAGAAUGACAUUCACCAUUUCUAAAACAAAUGUGAUAGAAAGUGAAAGCAUUAAAAGACAACAUUCCUCAGUAAAGAGUGAAUUUGUUACACAUAUAUAUGCAUAAUUGUAACUGUUAUAAUUAAAAUAAAAUAAAGUUUGAAAAACUUAA
Messenger RNA from Gigantopelta aegis, 4142 nucleotides. RefSeq lists its product as uncharacterized. NCBI's taxonomy places the organism in Eukaryota, Metazoa, Mollusca, Gastropoda, Neomphalida, Peltospiridae. The record is from RefSeq and is a predicted model, not a curated record. The transcript has 14 exons. Bases 48 to 2276 code for a protein of 742 amino acids.